Molecule: messenger RNA, 1571 nt
Organism: Blepharisma stoltei
Lineage: Eukaryota; Ciliophora; Heterotrichea; Heterotrichida; Blepharismidae
Source: the annotation of a GenBank genome assembly
AUGUCAAAAAAUUUCAAACCGCUGCUACACGAUUCUUACAAUGUUGGAAAACAUAUAAAAUCAUCUAAAAAGCGCUUUACUUGGAAAUUUGAGCUUGAUGGCCAAGAGCAUGUCGUCGAUCUUUACGUUUCAAAAAUUUCAGGCAAACGAAAAGUACUUGUUGACGGCGAUAUCAAAAUCCAAGCCAAAAAAUCAGCUAUUUAUGGCAGCUAUCCCUUAAAAAUCGGCCGCCAUAACCUUUUAAUUAACGAGCAAAUCGACAGCGUUUUUGAUUUGCAAGUAGACAACUGUUCAUUUGAAGCAGGGAAUCAGAGAACUCGGGCUCAAAGUGAUUUUAGAUACAAUGAUCAGUACCAAUAUGAAGCUGAGCCAAAUUUACAGCAGGUUUUAGAAGCCAGGGAUCCUUACCAGCCAAGAAAAUCUGCUGAUCCCUUUGCAGAAAAAAAUGAGCCUUAUAAAAGCGACUUUAGUUACAAUGAUCCAUUUCAAAAUAAAAGCUCCCAAAGACGGUCAUUAAUAGCUGAAACAAGAGACCCGUUUGAGAAUAGAAAGCUUAAUGGCUUAUCGGGCGAAAGAAGAGAUCCUUUUGAGAAUAGAAGGGUUGGAUUAUCAGGAGAAAGAAGAGACCCAUUUGAGAACAGAAGAACUGGUAGCUUAGCAGGUGAGAAAAGAGAUCCAUUUGAAAAUAGAAGGGUUGACUCAUUCAGAAAGCGUCCAGAAAAUAACGAAGAAUGGGAAAGAUAUGAAGACUUUUUUGACCCAGAAAAAUACCCAUAUGCUGAAAAAGAAUUUGGAGUUGAAAGCCAAAGAAGAGAGUCAAGAGUUAUUGAGAGAAGCACAAUGCCUGCACAGCCUAGCUCAGCUCCAAAGCCUGUAGAAGAGAAGCCUAAAGAAGCUGCCAAGCCGCAAGAUCAAACUAAUUUACUUGAUGCUCCAUAUCAAGCUUCUACAUUGCCACAUGAUAUUUUUGUAAGCAAUACAAAUACAACAUCAACCAAGCCAACCAAUAAUCCUUUCAAUGGUCAAGCUGCCUUACUCUUCCCUAUAAUAGGAGAAAAAAUAUGUCCCAGUUUAGAAGGGGUUAUUUUUUUAGGAAAACUUUAUAUUUUUAAUAAAAAUAUCAAUUUAUAUAUUUUAGCUAAAUAUUAUUUUAUUUGCACUCCUCCAUUCAUAUAGAACAACUUAUAGGAAAAAUAUAUAUUUAGCGACAUUAAAUUUGCAUUCAAAGCUAUUUGCAUAUAAAUUAUUAUUUACCUAUUUUUUUAUAUUUAAAGAGAAUUAAUUUAAAAAUAGAAAAUUUACCGAUACUUUGCUCCAUUUAAAAAGGGGGGCAGUUAGCAAAUAAUUUUGACUGAAAUUCUGUAGCGCCGAAGCCAGAAGAAAAUAAAACCCAACCUCCCCAAACUAAUUUUCCACCAAAUGCAUUUCCAAUGGGGAUGCCUCCACAGAUGGGAGCACAAGGCAUGCAGCAAGGCCAAAUGAACCCUAUGGCUGCUAUGAUGGCUUAUAACCAAUUUAUGACAGGAAUGAUGAUGGGACAAUACAUGAAUCCUCAGCAGCCAUUUAGAUAA